GAUACGAGUGUCAGCCGCAUCCUUGCCCUGCUAUUACCGGUGCAUCAGACCGUGAGCGCCAGCCAAUCGUUCAAACCGAUACACCUUCCUAAAAAACCCAUGUCAAAACACUUAAGCCGCCCCGAGAAAAAAGUGUGAAAUUAUCUUAAGUGGCCUGUGUCUACGAAACUCCCUUUUAAAAUUGGACUAAUAUAACGGUAUGUUCUAAGUAAAGAUAGAAGUGUAGAUAAGUUAAUAAGAUUAUUAUUAUACCUCGUGUUGGUGUUGGGGUCGGAGACCGGCUUUUAAGGACGGAAUGUUACUGAAACCGUGUAUAAAAAACGAGUGGUCUCCUGGGAUCGGUCAUUCCGCGGCCGGAGUGGGUGCACGCAUCUUCGUUCCCAAAUACCGAGUCUUUUUUGUGUAAAGGUUCCCUUAAUCCUUCUUUCCAUAACGACCAGUAGUACUGAGUCAGUUCUCGGUAGGGGUGAACGUUGACUGUUAUAGUUCAGUUUGCUGUACUUAGUGCGAUGUAUCCGGAUAAUAAUGGUGUGAUGUACGUUUUCAUGAGCUUGUUACUGGUGGCAUCAUCUGAGGCUUUCUUCUUGAAGUGGGGAUCAGAUUCAACACAACAACAGGCGCAAAAGUGGAUUCAACCAAUGUCGCCAAAUAUAUCGCCCUACCGGUACCAGUACAUGUAUUCGCCAUACGAAUCUCGAAAGACGUACCAACUGCAGCCUCCACAGUACGCGCAACCGGAGAUACCUAUGCAGCAGAGUAUGGCCCCGAUUCCUAUAAGCGUACCGGCCGGUGCCAGUCUCACACCUGUCUCAUUGCAACAUGUCCAGCUCGUACCAUGCAUGUGUCCCGUAGCACCCGAAGAAGCGGAGAAGUUACAAGAACAAGUCGGGCCUGGGCCCUAUUUAGCCCAAACCUACACUCAGUCUACGUACUCGGUGCCGCAGCAAGUCACGGUAGCUGCAGACAAUAAUAAAGCUACCACAAAACAAUAGAUUAGUGUCAUAUGUCAUUUUAUAUGUAUCUUUCAAUCCCACCAAUGACUGUUUUUAUGUAUAAUUUAUUACAUUUCAUUAUUUAUACUACUUCACUGAAGACUGAUAGUGUAAGUAAGGUAAAAUGACUGUGUUCAUUUUUAAUAAAGUAAUUUAGAUUAUAAAGACUUUUAUUUAAAAAAUAAAUAUUUUGCA
Galleria mellonella (greater wax moth) is the source of this 1187-nucleotide messenger RNA. RefSeq lists its product as uncharacterized. The record is from RefSeq and is a predicted model, not a curated record. Lineage: Eukaryota; Metazoa; Arthropoda; Insecta; Lepidoptera; Pyralidae. The coding region runs from base 510 to 992 and encodes 160 amino acids. The transcript is spliced from 3 exons.